UAAAUUAUUUUACAUGUUGUAAAACAAGUGAAGAGAACGUUGCCUCAAAAAAUGAAGACCUACGCCAAUGCACGUUUGUUGAGACAACAUCUUCACCGUCUAAAAAUCUCUGCUUAUGUAAGCAUCCUAGUGAUUAUCCUCAACAACUUACUAAUAUCUACAAAUAGACGCUUCCUUUUCAGAAAAUUUGUAGAGUGUACAAAAAGCAACUUGGGUCUGAAAAUUUUGAGGAACCUGCCAAAGAAAUCAGCCCUCUAAAUAGCGAGCCUUAAGCGAAACCAAAAUCGAACAAAUUGUAUCGUAAUUUUCAUAUCUUGAUUUUCAUAUUUAUAGUGUUUAUUUGAUUGGAUAUAAGUCUUUUUUAAUUGAGGGGUUAGACCAGUAGCGCUGAACUGUUCUAAAUACUAAGAAAAGUUUGGGGAAAAUCUGUUGUUUCUUAAUCACCGUCCUUUAAGGUCGGAAGAAACUUGUUCACCAUCCCGUUCAUCAAAAAGUCCCCGUCAUCACAAUGCAGAGUGCAACUACCUCCUUUGAAAUGUAACGAAUAUGGGUAGCUAGUAUGUUACCUCAAAUACUUUUCAGGAAUUAUUGAGGGGCCAUUCUUCCCGCAGCCCCCCUCCCUCCGUGUCCUCGCCCCCUGAUGACGCUUCAAAAGCGUUUUUUCAUUAAUGCCUUCCAUACUCCAUCUGAAAUCAUACCUUGAUUCCAGGUUGCGACCUUCUGGCUCAAGGACAGAUUCUCUGACGACAUAGAAUCCUUGAAACACAGUAUCUGUGCAUAGUUAAAGCUGUUUUCGACAAAAGCCCAAUCGGCUGGGUCAUGAUUUGCGUUCAUUUUCAGCUGUUUGCACGGCGAAUCAAAAUCCUCUAUUUUGGAAUCAGUAAAUGCCUUACUGUUAAGCCAGAAAAUCUAUUGGAAACGCCUUUCUAUUGAUUGGUGUUUAUCCUAGUAGUUAACUUGCAAGUUAUGCCGGAUUAAGGAAACCAUUUUGCAACUGUAAUCUGAUAUUUGGCCAUAGCCCACAGCAGAUAUGCGAAAUUCAAAAAUUUUAUAGCACGAUAAAGCGAUUGAAUAUCGACAAAAACAUGAUUCUAGUUCAUUUGUGGUCAACCUUUGUCGGAGAAGUAAAUUUUUUAUGAGCUGAUUCCGGCAUAAAUCAGCUACCAUGCUAUACUAUACAGGUUGUACGCUGGUCGCUAUGCUAAACAUCAAGCCUUGAAUUUAUAUUAACUCGUAUGUUUUCAUGACAACAAAUGUUUGAGAUUGACUGCGUAACUAUAACAUGGGCGGUGGCGUUUUCAUAAAAACUUCCUACUACAAAGCUCAUUUAGGAUAGAAAAAUAGAGCAUUCCGUUUAAUUUGUUGCAAGAUUAAGACUAAAGUAUUUACUCUAUGAUACCGAGAGAUUUUGUCAAGAGACGAAGCCUACUGCUGUGAUUGUAGCCAAGGGAUCGUAUCCAGAGAGAAAGAAGAAAUCGCUGUUGCAAAAGCAGUGAAUAACUGCAUUUGAUACCAAAUUGGAAUAUGACAGGGUAAAGCAGAAUUCUGCCUUUAUAUCGAGAUAUACUUUUAAAGUUUCUUACUGGAAAGAUGGAAUGCCAACAUUGACCAACAGAAAGCUCGUGUGGGAAUAAAUCAAUAUGACCGAACUAUCGCCUACUUUCCAGUCUAACUUAGAAUUUACCCCAGGACAGUUGAAAAGGCCAACGAUUUCUCAAGAAAACUUUAAAAGAUACUUCAAUGCAACUCCGAAAGUCCCCAAGACACCUUGGGGGAGACAUUUAAGCUAUGGCGGCAUGGGGCCAAUCAGUUUGCCAAGCAGUAACCGGCCUAAAGGUGAGCCACCUGUGCGUGUGGAAAAAGGGCACUUGCAUUAUGGCGCUGGAGUCAUGCCACAUCCAAGUGCGAUGACAAUCCAGCAGUUCUACACGUUGACGCCAUUAAGCAAAAGCAAUGUUCGGACAAAUGAUCAGCUUAUUCCAGCUCCAAACAAGGAGAAUCUUGGAACCUCAAAGAUUGAGAAGAAGUUUCCCGCUGAACAUCCUUAUUCAUCGCAUUCAUCGCGUUUUGCCUUGUUUCCCCAAUUCGAUGUUCCGACCGACAUGAGCAAAGGUGAUGCAGCACAUCUUUUCCAACCUACACUACCUCCGGAAACUGCUGCUUCUGCUCCCGAGGCAAGCAUCAUUGGUAAAGCCAAGGGCACUCCUGCUCGCCAUGAGCGGGUUUCAGUGUCACCGAAUUCAAGCAGAAGCCCAUUGAGGUGGCUGGAUGGGCCUAAUUAUUUUCAGUUGCCAAAAGGCCCAGAUAAAGAGAGACAGAAUUACUACCCUUGCCCACCAUCGACAGUUCGCCCUGCAAGUGGAAAGGUGCUCGAAAAUACCUCUGUUUCUCUAAGGACAGCCAGCACUCUGAAUGAUCUGCAAAAGUCCAUGUGGAUAUCGACAUAUGGAAAGGACUUUAAAGGAUCAGCAACCUUGGACACUCAAAAUGCUGUAACUGAUAAUAGCAAGACAAGUGCGGAAAAUUUCAUAGAAGCGUACACGCCGUUCUGUCAGCCAGAUAAAAGCCGUGUUUCCUCAGCCAGCACGACCAUUCGUUCAAAAUCAAGAGCUGACACCGAAUUGCCAGAGACACGGGACGCCGAAUUUUUUGACAGUCGUAGACUAAGUGAUGCCACGACCCCUAAAUCGGUUCAGUUCAAUCGCAGUGUUACGUUUUCUGAUGGAAUGAGCAUUCGUGAGAUCCCGCUCACCAGUGGUUCAGAUACACUUGGAGAUAAGAGGCGAGACUUUUUGAAGACCCCAUUUAACAAAACUCGUAUUUUACCAGGCACUGCCAACAGUGAUUCAGCUAGCGACUUGUUACAAAGAGACAUACAUGUUACUGAUAGGUUGUCAAGAAGUGCUCCUGCCUCGACAUCUAUAAACCAUAUGCCUUCACAGAUAGCACAAAAGGACAUUCUUAAAGGCGACCCUGCUUGCCCUUUAAAGUACUUUCGACCGCACACCGUUGGCAGUUAUCGUUCCACAACUGAUUUACUAAACGUUCACGACAGAUGGUCCAAAAGUGCUGCAAGUCGCAGGUUCCACGAAGCCUAUCCUGAACCAACUCCUGAUCUACGACGAAAGCCGGACUUACGUUUCACCACCAAUGAGAAGCGGCAUGUAGUACCAGAAGCAAAAGCACACACCUAUAUUUUCCGUGGGGCAGACCAUUUGUAAAGUAGCUCUGUUCCAUUAGGAUUGUAAUAGACUUAGAAGAUCGAACAUUUUAGGCUUGUCUUUAAUAUAUACUACCAUAUUAGAGCUUGUCAAGGGUCCUUUGUAAAUAAGACACACCGAAUUUCUACCAUGUAUUCUCUUCAAGAAGACAAGAUAUGGCAAACCUCUGGCCAUCUAGUGGAAUACAAAAUUGGGUGCAUGUUAAACUCACGCAGAAAUAUUCUACCGGAUUUACUACGUUAUGUGAAAUGGGAGAUCUUCACGCUGCUGGAAAUUCGAAAUUGAACCCCUGUUUUAAUAUUAGCAUCCCACGAUCAACUCAGACAUUCUUGCCAAUGAUUUGAAUUGCCUUGAGAGGCUCUGUCUAUACUUGAUUCUAUUUGCACAAUGAGCCUGCUUAUAGACAGUGAAAUAUUUAUGUCAAGAUCUCUCAUUGCUGGCAAAAUCUGAUUUUUAAUGAAAAUAGCAGAUAAUUAAAUUCAUUAACAGAAGUUAAUUAAUUGAAGGAGGUUAAUAGUUUUUAACGGAAGUUAAUUUUACUCAUUUUGCUUUUUAUGAACGAUAUGUCCUUUUUAAAA
Molecule: messenger RNA, 3799 nt
Organism: Rhopilema esculentum
Lineage: Eukaryota; Metazoa; Cnidaria; Scyphozoa; Rhizostomeae; Rhizostomatidae
Product: sperm-associated microtubule inner protein 4
Cellular component (GO): centrosome
Source: RefSeq, a predicted model, not a curated record